Zygosaccharomyces rouxii is the source of this 717-nucleotide messenger RNA. It is a transcript of the gene CAB5, whose product is annotated as putative dephospho-CoA kinase. The record is from RefSeq and is a predicted model, not a curated record. The coding region runs from base 1 to 717 and encodes 238 amino acids. Gene Ontology annotation, molecular function: dephospho-CoA kinase activity; ATP binding. NCBI's taxonomy places the organism in Eukaryota, Fungi, Ascomycota, Saccharomycetes, Saccharomycetales, Saccharomycetaceae. The transcript has a single exon. Gene Ontology annotation, biological process: coenzyme A biosynthetic process.
AUGCUGGUCGUUGGUUUGACAGGUGGAAUUGCUAGCGGUAAAAGUACAGUUUCCCGCAGACUACAAGAGCAUCAUCAUAUACCGGUAAUCGAUGCUGACAAGAUUGCAAGGGAAGUGGUAGAACCUGGUCAAUCAGCCUAUAAAAAGAUCGUCGCCCAUUUCCAGCCCAAGAUUCCCGAUCUUCUACUCAACGAUAAACAUCUGAACCGUCCUGCUCUCGGUAAAUGGGUCUUCUCCCAUAAAGAGGAUCUGCAAGUGUUGAACCAAAUCACACAUCCCGCAGUCAGGUAUUCUAUUUUCAAAAGUAUUCUUUGGUACUACGUCUGUGGAUACAGCAUAUGUGUUUUAGAUGUUCCACUACUCUUUGAGGCUGGAUUAGAUCUUUUCUGUGGUGUUUCAGUGACAAUUGUUUCAGAGAAACCUUUACAAUUGGAAAGGAUACUAGUUAGAAAUCCACAGAUGAGUAAAGAGGAAGCUAUCAAUAGAAUCAAUUCGCAGAUGCAAAAUGAACAACGUAUUGAAAGGGCAGAUUAUGUCCUUACCAACAACGAAGGUUUACCAAUUCUCUAUAAAGAGAUUGAUGCGUUCUUACGUCGUAUUCAACCCACUUUUGCAAGGACAGCAUUGGAAUAUUUCCCACCAUUUGGUGCGAUUAGUGCUGCAACUGUCGUGCUAUCAAGACACCAAGCACUUGCUCAAAAGCAAAAGAAGCAAUGA